AGGAAUUUGCCCUAGCCGCAAUUUUAGUAUAAAAGGGGGAAACCUUAACCUUAAAGCAGCCCCUUGUUUUUUGCAAACACAAAAGCGAAUUCUUUCACCAACUUCUCUUCUUCCUCCAACUCCACGGCGCAGAUCCGAGGAGUUAUUCACCAAUUUAAUCAAUCACAGUGACAAGAUUUUUCUUCGUUCUAAUUCAAAGCUAUGGCAGGUUUGGCACCAGCAGGAUCACAAUUUGAUGCGCGUGAGUAUGAUGCAAAGAUGGAAGUGCUCCAAGUUGAUGGACAGGAUUUCUUUACUUCUUAUGAUGAGGUUUAUGAUAGUUUUGAUGCUAUGGGUCUUCAAGAAAACCUCCUUAGAGGCAUUUAUGCAUAUGGUUUUGAGAAGCCCUCCGCCAUCCAGCAAAGGGGCAUUGUUCCAUUCUGCAAGGGACUUGAUGUCAUUCAGCAGGCUCAGUCUGGAACUGGGAAAACUGCUACCUUCUGCUCUGGCAUUUUGCAGCAGCUUGAUUAUGGUCUAACACAGUGCCAAGCCUUGGUUUUGGCACCCACUAGAGAACUGGCACAGCAGAUUGAGAAGGUUAUGCGAGCGCUUGGUGACUACCUUGGCGUGAAGGUUCAUGCUUGUGUGGGUGGAACCAGUGUUCGUGAGGAUCAGCGGAUUCUUUCAGCUGGGGUUCAUGUUGUUGUUGGAACCCCUGGUCGUGUGUUUGACAUGUUGCGGAGACAGUCACUUCGUGCUGAUUACAUCAGAAUGUUUGUAUUGGAUGAGGCAGAUGAAAUGCUCUCACGAGGUUUUAAGGAUCAGAUAUAUGAUAUCUUCCAGUUGCUGCCAAGUAAAGUACAAGUUGGGGUGUUUUCUGCUACAAUGCCACCAGAAGCCCUUGAAAUCACCAGGAAGUUCAUGAAUAAGCCUGUGAGGAUCUUGGUGAAGCGGGAUGAGCUAACCCUCGAGGGUAUUAAGCAGUUCUACGUCAACGUUGAAAAGGAAGAUUGGAAACUGGAAACACUCUGUGAUCUUUACGAGACCCUUGCCAUCACUCAGAGUGUCAUCUUCGUGAACACUAGACGGAAAGUCGACUGGCUCACUGACAAGAUGCGAGGCCGGGACCACACCGUCUCAGCUACCCAUGGAGACAUGGACCAGAACACUCGAGACAUCAUCAUGCGCGAAUUCCGCUCAGGCUCUUCUCGUGUCCUCAUCACAACCGAUCUCUUGGCUCGUGGUAUUGACGUGCAGCAAGUAUCUCUCGUCAUAAACUAUGAUCUCCCAACUCAGCCCGAGAACUAUCUCCAUCGUAUCGGAAGAAGUGGAAGGUUUGGAAGGAAAGGAGUUGCCAUAAACUUCUUGACGAGGGAUGAUGAAAAAAUGCUCCACGACAUCCAGAAGUUCUACAACGUUAUCAUCGAAGAACUCCCAUCAAAUGUUGCUGAUCUUCUUUGAGGUGCUUUUUUAGGUUUGUUUGAGGGAAAAAGGGGGGCUUUGAAGUUUCUUGUUGCUAGUUAAUGUUUUUUCCUCUUGUCCAAUUUAUUUUGCAAAAGAUCAACUGUUCCACCCAGUCCAACUGCUGCAUGCAUCUAUGCAGCAUAUAUACUAAUGCAAAUUUUGUCUGUAGGUAUGUUUAUGUAACGUAUGCAAUUUUUGCCCCAAAAUUUUGGUUAAAUCUAAUUCACUUAUUAUCC
Sesamum indicum (sesame) is the source of this 1679-nucleotide messenger RNA. RefSeq names its product eukaryotic initiation factor 4A-8. NCBI's taxonomy places the organism in Eukaryota, Viridiplantae, Streptophyta, Magnoliopsida, Lamiales, Pedaliaceae. The record is from RefSeq and is a predicted model, not a curated record. Gene Ontology annotation, molecular function: RNA helicase activity; ATP binding; nucleic acid binding.